UGCUAAUAACAGAAGAAGCAAACCGCGCAACUUGUGUCCAAAUAGGUUUGAAAUUUGUAAGCGUAUAUUGUAAUGAGUCCACCCGAAGGCCGCGGAACAUCCAGAUUUGUUCGCGGCAGAUCACGUGGCAGCGGUAGCUAUCGUCCUUAUUUCUAUUUUCGUCGAAAUGGUCGCGUCAUACCAGCUGGCGGCACUCGUCAGCCCGGAUCAGAACAAGAUUCUAUUACCAGAGGUAUUGCACAGCCACGAGGGUGGAGUCGUAGUCGGUCCGAUGCUGUCGCACGGCGCAAACGCGUCACUAAUGCGUCAAUGGAUUGCAGUUACUUGCGCCCAGAAAACUACGCUGCUCCAGAGGAUGCCCUGCAGGUGCGCAGUGUACUUGUGGACAAUCCACGCGCUUGUCCUGGAUGGCGUUUGUACUUUAUGCGUGAGGAAUACGUCGAGGGCAGCGAGAUGGCCAAGCGCAUUAUAUCCGUGGAAGCGCACUACCAGCGUAAUCCAUUAAUAUAUAAUAUAACACUCAUACGCCAAAGUGGACGCUUUCAACUCUCAGCGCCGGUCAUCAUGCACGACGAACAGCUAAAGCAGGUGUGGCCCACACUGAAAGAGGAUUUGCAGAGACAGCCACUACGCACACUCUCAACUGUAGCCGUGGCCAUGCACACGGUUGUCGUUAAUAAUGGGCUCGAUGAAGCGGCGGACACCAUUUUGCCAGCAAUAAGCACAAAAGAUAUGUAUAUACCACCCCGUGGACGCACACGCAAGAUUUACGUACGUCCCGAAGACUUUGUGGCAGUGGAGCUGAUCAGCAGCAUAAGUCAUGCUCGCGUGGAUAGCAUGUUCGCAGUGCGUGGUAUUGUGAGCAGCGUUGGCGAACCGACCUAUGGCCUGGCAUGGCAAGCCUUCCAGUGCACACGCUGUUACACAGAACAGUCGCUGCGCCAGCGUGGGACUUUCUCACCACGUCCGUAUCACUGCAUGAAGCCUCUCUGUAGUGCCAAGGACAAUUUUCUGGCACUACGCAGCUCGCCCUAUACGCGUCUUUCAGUGCGUCAGAUCAUACGGCUAGAGGAGACAAGCAUCUCGCUGCUGACGGACUAUGAGAACACGUUUACCGGUGAACUGGACAUUGAGUUGCGUCAUGAUCUGGUGGACUCUGUGCAAGUGGGACAAGAGAUUAUAGUCACGGGCGUUAUAAAGCUUCGCGAGCUAUGCGACAACAGUGAACAGCCAUCGACAUCUGCAGCUGCAGCAACUAGCGGUGAUAUGCAGGCGUAUAUGCGUGCCUGUAGUGUGCAGCAGGCACGUUUCAUCAAGCCAGAGUUUAGCGAACGCGAUCUGAAAGUCAUUUCCAUGAUCAACUCGGAGUCCAAUAACUUUAAGUUGCUGGUACAAUCGCUGGCUCCGGAGGUGCACGGUCAUGAGAUGGCCAAGGCUGGGUGCUUGCUGUCACUACUCGGCGAAAAAGUCAACGUACUGCUAGUCGGUGAUCCGGGCAUUGGUAAAUCCAAGCUGCUGCAGAGUUGUGCUCAGAUUACCGAGCGUGGUGGCUUUGUUAGCGGCAAACGUGGCAGCCAGGCGGGUAAUCAAUUGGGUCUCAACUUCAGUGGUCGCAACAAGCGGGUAAUGGAUGCAGGUGCCCUGCUUAUGGCUAGCACUGCGGGUCACUGCAUGGUGGAUGGCGUCGACAAGUUGGCUUCGAAGCAGACGCUGUUGCUGCAGUCCAUGCAAGCAGGUCAGCUAAAUAUGGUACUUCCUGGCGCGUUUGCCUCAUACGAAGCGCAACCUGCGAUCAUAGCCAGUGCCAAUCCCCAACGUGGGCUGUACGAUCAAUCGCGUUAUUUGCUGCAGAAUAUACGGAUUACUAUGACCCUGCUUAGGGAGUUUCAUUUGGUCUAUGUGCUGCUGGACAAGCCUUCGACCACGCGCGAUAUAUCUCUCACAGAACAUGUGCGUGCCCUGCACGCUGGUUCCAAAAAGCGUUCCCAGAUCGCGGCACGCUUCGUGCUAAAGCCCAAGAAAAGCGAUUCUAUGUGCGAGAAUACGUUGAAUGAGACGUCCGCUGUGCAGGCGAAUGACGACGAUGAUGAUGAUAAUGAUAGCAUUAUGCAGCAGGAUUAUGAUUUGGAUAAGCGAUUGGAACAUAGUGUCCAAGAGCAUGGCGAACUUGAUCUACUGCCACCCAUAUUAAUUAAGAAGUUCAUUGCCUAUGCCCGACAUCAUGUCAAGCCGCUGCUCAACGAUGCAUCUACCAAAACCAUCAGGCGACAUUUCCUGGAGCUGUACCGACGCAGCGAGAUCGAGCAUGAGCAGAGCCAAAUAGGAAUGGGCCAGCUGCUCGGCCUAAUUUGCCUUUCGCAGGCACGUGCCCGUCUGGAUCUUUCCAGCACUGUAACACCGCUGCACGUGCGGGAUGUGAUCGCUGUGGUGUCAGAGAGUAUGGCGCAGACACGCCUUGGCGCCGCAUCUGCUGACCAAGCAUCAGCACCAAGCAGCUCCAGCAAAGGUUCACAGCUACAGAACUUUGUGCGCAUGAUGCAGUUGCGAUCGGCUGCGUUGGGUCGGCGCAUUUUUGAAUACGAGGAGCUAAAGGAGAUGGGCACUCGAGCGGGUAUUAUGACGGGCGUCACUAAAUUGGUGGAGCUUGCCAACAUGGGCGGCUAUUUGCUCAAGAAGGGCGUAAACAUGUACGAAGUGGUGCCCCAUUAAUCGAAAUGUCUAAGUAAAUAUGCUAACAGUGUUUGAACUAAUGUAUUUAUUUUUAAGCUUUGUUGCGUCUAGAACACUGUCUAGGUAGAAUACAAUGUGGUAUUAGUUUCCUAUUUAACUUAUAUUCGUACACAAAUUAAAUGGUUACCAAAACGUUGCUUAAGCAAAAAAACCUUUGGAUUUUUUUUUCCAUCCUCUACUGAUUCUUGGACCUCUACAAUGUCAGUAAAUGUUCAAAAUAACUUUUGUUUUUAACAUCAAGACGUGCUAAUUCAAGUUCUUAGAACGGGAAAAAUGUAGAGGAACUGCUAAUUUUACGUUUGAAACAUCACUAUCGCGCCAUCUAGCGACGACUAGUAAAACAAGUUUUCGGCAUAAAAACUUGCAUACUU
This is a messenger RNA of Drosophila hydei, 3101 nucleotides long. RefSeq names its product DNA replication licensing factor REC (gene rec). Gene Ontology annotation, molecular function: ATP binding; single-stranded DNA binding; single-stranded DNA helicase activity. Gene Ontology annotation, cellular component: MCM complex; nucleus. The coding region runs from base 73 to 2709 and encodes 878 amino acids. The transcript has 2 exons. The record is from RefSeq and is a predicted model, not a curated record. Lineage: Eukaryota; Metazoa; Arthropoda; Insecta; Diptera; Drosophilidae.